This is a messenger RNA of Eptesicus fuscus (big brown bat), 969 nucleotides long. Its product is annotated as melanoma-associated antigen 4-like. Gene Ontology annotation, biological process: negative regulation of transcription by RNA polymerase II. The record is from RefSeq and is a predicted model, not a curated record. The transcript has a single exon. NCBI's taxonomy places the organism in Eukaryota, Metazoa, Chordata, Mammalia, Chiroptera, Vespertilionidae. Gene Ontology annotation, cellular component: nucleus. Bases 1 to 969 code for a protein of 322 amino acids.
AUGCAUCGCCAUCAGAUGAGUGAGCUCUGUAAGCCCGAGGAAGACCCUCAGGACCCAAGGGAGAACCAGGAACUGGCGGCAGUGCAGCUGUUCAGCCCCGAGGAGGAGGAAGAGGCCAUGUCUCCCUCCCUCUCAGUCCUAUUCCAAGAGAGCCUAAAGGAGGCAGCUGCUGCUGAGACACCAAGUCCUCCCCACAGCUCUCAGGGUGCCUGCCUUCCCCCCGCUGCCGUGGCAGCCUCUCCAUGUAGCCAACCUGAAGAUGAGGGCUCCAGCAGCCCAAAUAAGGAGGGGCCAAGCAGCAGGGUGGGCUCUGAAGAGGCCGAGUCCUCUCUCCAAGGCGCCCUACGUUUGAAGAAGGCUUACCUGGUGAUGUUCCUGCUCCUGAAGUAUUGUGCAAAGGAGCCGACCACAAAGGCAGAAAUGCUGAGUAGUGUCAUCAGAGAGCACCAGGACUACUUCCCUGAGAUCUUCAGCGCAGCCUCUGAGUGCAUGCAGCUGGUCUUUGGCAUUGAUGUGAAGGAAGUGGAUCCCAGCGCCCACACCUAUGUCCUGGUCACCACCUUGGGCCUCACCUAUGAUGGGAUGGUGGGCGAUGGGCACAGAUUUCCCAACACUGGCCUCUUGGUCACACUUUUGUUGCUGAUUGCCGCAGAGGGCGACUGUGCCUCUGAGGAGGAAGUCUGGAAACCCCUGCAUGUCAGGGGGGUGCAUGAUGGGAAGGAGCAUUGUAUCUAUGGGGAGCCCAGGGAACUCCUCACCAAAAUUUGGGUGCAGGAAAAGUACCUGGAGUACCAGCAGGUGCCCAACAGCCAUCCUGCACGCUACCAGUUCCUGUGGGGCCCCAGAGCCCAUGCUGAGACCACCAAGUUGAAAGUCCUUGAGUUUUUGCUCAGGGUUUAUAGAAGGGAUCCCAAUUCCAUCCCAUUCCUGUCUGAAGAGGCUAUGAGUGGUGAGGAAGAGGGGUCCUGA